AUGAAUUAUGGAAAAAUACAUCUGUCAUCUGCUUGUGUUAUCGCAUCUUGUAAUGAUCAUACAAAAACUAAUUCAUGUAUAGGUAAAAGAGACCCAGAAGCAAUAGUCGAUGUUUUUGAAGUGCCAGCUGUUGAUGAUAAAGAAUUGAUUUUUCAAUUAUUCAAUGAAAGAUUUCAAUAUUUAAGAUUGUAUCAAGACUCAAAAUUUGAUCAUACUAAUCUUGAAUUACAUGAUGUUGUAUUAAAAUUUGAAGUAACAUCAUUUUACCGAUUAGACAUAAAUGAAACUUUUCAAAUUCCUCAACCUCUAGAAGAAACAAAACUGAUCACUCCAGUACUAUCAAAUUCCUUAAAAUUAACAUUUUAUAUAGUUGAAAUAUGUGAUAAAUCUACAGCUGAACAACAGAAUCCUGGAAUGGGAGAUAUACUUCUGGAAAGAGAUGUUCAUGAUGUUGAAUUUAGGGAAUAUAUUAAUCCAAUUUUAAAAUAUAAAAAAGAAAUUACAUAUAGAGGAUGCAUGUUUCAAUCACAUGUUUUUGAAUUUUGUUUGAACUUUAACAAAAUAAAAGUAUGUGUAUUACCUGAUCAAACUAUUGCUAAAACUUUUAAUCAAGGAAACUAUGCACUCGUAAUCUUAAUUGAUUACUUCGAUCAUUUUUAUAAAUUUAAAAUGAAAAGAGGUGAUGCAAAUGCUAUACUACUUGGAGAUACUUUUGACAGUACUAUUGGAAAUUGUGGUGUCUCAUUAUUUUUAACUUACAUUAGAAUUGAAUCAACCUGGAAACCUGAUUUUGAUUCAUGUAAUCCUAUGGGUAAUAUAUUUGAUUUGAUAAAAAAAUGUUGUAAAAAGAAACCUGACCCAACAGAUCAAGAUAAUGAUGAAGUGCUUGAUAAUGCAUAA
Messenger RNA from Cetraspora pellucida, 900 nucleotides. The record is from the annotation of a GenBank genome assembly. NCBI's taxonomy places the organism in Eukaryota, Fungi, Glomeromycota, Glomeromycetes, Diversisporales, Gigasporaceae.